AUGAAUCCUGUUGAUGUUGGUCCUGUGGUUGUGAAAGAGGAGUUUCCUGGAGAAGGGGUGGUUGCUCCACAACCGCUUGAGGGACUUCAUGAAAGUGGUCCUCCACCAUUCCUCACAAAGACUUAUGAAAUCGUUGAUGAUGUUUCCACUGAUGAGAUAGUUUCAUGGAGCAGAGGAAACAACAGCUUCGUUGUGUGGGAUCCUCAGGCUUUUUCCAUCACUCUUCUCCCGAGAUACUUCAAACACAACAACUUCUCCAGUUUUGUCAGACAACUUAACACCUAUGGGUUUAGAAAGGUGGAUCCUGAUAAAUGGGAGUUUGCUAAUGAAGGGUUUCUUAGAGGACAAAGGCAUCUAUUGAAGAACAUAAGGAGGAGGAAGAUCAAUCAUCAACCUCAGCCACCACAACAAUCUCUGAACCCUUGUGUUGAAUUAGGGAGGUUUGGAUUAGAUGGAGAAGUUGAUGAGUUGAGACGUGACAAGCAAGUUCUGAUGGUGGAGCUAGUGAAGCUUAGACAACAACAGCAGAACACAAGAAACCACCUUCAAGAAAUGGAAAGUAGGCUCGAAAAGACUGAGCAGAAACAGCAACAGAUGAUGAAGUUCUUGGCAAGGGCAAUGCAGAACCCCAACUUCUUGCAACGAUUGGUUCAACAAAGGGAGUGGAGGGAGGAGUUGGAGGAAGUUCUUUCCAACAAGAAAAGAAGACCUAUUGAUCAAGGGCCUAGUGAUGCUGAAGAAUACUCAGGUUUGGUUAAACUUGAACAGGAGGAGUACAAAUACAAUGAGAUACCAGAGUUUGACGUUUCUGACAUGGAGCUUGUUAUGAACAUGGGGGAACAAAUUGGAAGCCAAAAGAACACUUGUAAUGAGGGGAAGAAUGGAGGUGAACUUGAAAGUGGAAAUGACAUUGAGGAAGUACUCUGGAAAGAACUUCUAAAUGAGGGUGUUGAAGAAGAUCUACUAGCACUGGAGGAUGAUGAUGACGACGACGAUGAAGAUAUAAAUGUGUUGGCUGAUCAGGAACUUGGUUAUUUAGCCUCAAAUCCUAAAUAA
Molecule: messenger RNA, 1056 nt
Organism: Sphenostylis stenocarpa
Lineage: Eukaryota; Viridiplantae; Streptophyta; Magnoliopsida; Fabales; Fabaceae
Source: the annotation of a GenBank genome assembly